AUGGAAGACGACAUUCUGCGUCUCACAAAAAAAUAUAUUGGAGAUUCACACGUUAAAAGGUGUCAGGAGAGAUCAAUUAAAAGGAAAAAGAAGCUCAUCACCGUACUAGAUCAGGGACGGCUUCCAGAUGUAGGCUUUUCUGAAGCCGAUAUCGAAUCGUUACUUCUUCAAAUAUCAUCUUUCGAUUCUAAUAACUGGGAGAAUUCUGUGGGUGUUGGAGAACGAGAAGGACGAGUAUUUGUGAACUUUAUUCGUCGUCGUCAUUAUGGGUUUACACACGGUAUUGGACGUUCUGGUGAUAUAGCUGCUAUUCAACCAAAAGCUUCUGGUUCAAGUCUUAUUUGUCGACUAACUAAUCAAUUGUUACUUGAUUGGUUAAGAAAAUCAGGAUCACCAAGUACAUCUGCAUGCUUUCUUGUUCCAAUGGCUACUGGAAUGUCGUUAACACUAUGUUUACUGGCUAUGAAAAGACGUCGUCCACGUCGAGCUAACUUUGUAUUAUGGUCACGUAUUGAUCAGAAGUCGUGUUUUAAAUGUAUGCUGGCUGCAGGAUUAAUACCUAUCCCUAUUGAAUUAGUCACAGAUACUUCAAAUGAUCAACUUUGCUCAAAUCUUGAUGCUUUAGAGAUAGCAUUAAAAAAUCCUGCUAAAUAUUUGUUAGAUCACUGGCCAGAUGCAGCACAAGCUUAUAAUGUAGAUGAUAAGUCGAUAGAAAAUUCUACAUCUGAUGAUAUUGUGUGCAUUUUUACAACUACAAAUUGUUUUGCACCUAGAGUUCCAGAUAAACUACAUGCAAUUACUAAAUUGUGCAUUAAAUAUGGUGUAUCACAUUUAAUCAAUAAUGCUUAUGGUGUACAAUCACCUAGAUGUAUGCGGAUGAUUGAAUCAGCUGGAAAAUUAAUCAUUGAACACAAUUUAAACACAUCAAAUUCAAGUAAUCAACCAGUUGAUUUGUUAUAUGUACAAAGUACUGAUAAAAAUUUAAUGGUACCAGUUGGUGGAGCUGUAAUCGGUGGAUUUUCUACUGAUUUAGUUGAUUUUGUCGCCAAACUUUAUCCCGGUCGAGCUUCAGGAUCACCAACAUUGGAUGCUUUUGCUACAUUACUUUAUCUUGGUAAUAAAGGUUGGAAUGAUUUAAUUCAACGUCAAUCUAUAUGUUUCAAACGAUUACAUAAUGGAUUAAAACAAUUAAGUGAAAAAUUUAAUUUAAAAUUAUUAGAUACUUCAUCCAAUCCUAUUUCAUUAGCAUUAAGCUUAGAAAAUCUUCUUCCUAAAACAAUUACUAUACAGAAAUUCGGGAAAAAUAACAUGAUAGAAGAUAAUCAGAAAAGAGAGAUAUUUCGUCAACUAACACAAAUUGGUGCUAAUCUAUUCACACAAGGAUGUUCAGGUGUAAGAGUUGUUCUACCGGCAUCUAUGCAAAAUUCUAUCAAAUUAGAUGUUUAUGAAUUUGAUGGAUUUAAUUCACAUAGUUCCACAUCUAUUAGACCAUAUAUUAAUGCAGCUUCAUCAAUUGGUCAAAAUGAAUAUGAAAUUGAUGUAUUUAUUAAAAAACUUGAUAAAAUUUUACAAUAUUUUCAAUAUUAUAUCAUAAAUAAUUAUAAUAUUGAUUUAAUGAAUACUGUUACUACUAUGACUACAAUAAAGGAUGAUGAUGAUGAUAAUGACAAUGAUGAGAUUGAUCAAGAUAAUGAUGUUUUGUCCAAAGAAUCAUUCAAAUUGAAUUCCCGCUUUAUCUAAUUUGAAUUCAAUAUUCAAUUGUGUAAAUACCACAUAUAUGUAUAUUGUGUUUUGUUUUUUCGCGCCCAUUUUUGUUGUUUGUUUGAAAAUGGUAUCUGUUACUUUUGUUAUUUCUAUUAGUUACCUUUGUGAUUUCCUGUUUCGAGAUUUAUUGAUUUUCUAUUUUGUUAUUUUUGUUGUUGUUGUUGAAGUUUUUCUUUUCUUUUCGUUUCUUUCUCCUUCUUCUUACUUC
Messenger RNA from Schistosoma curassoni, 1972 nucleotides. The record is from the annotation of a GenBank genome assembly. NCBI's taxonomy places the organism in Eukaryota, Metazoa, Platyhelminthes, Trematoda, Strigeidida, Schistosomatidae.